Molecule: messenger RNA, 3321 nt
Organism: Culex pipiens pallens (northern house mosquito)
Lineage: Eukaryota; Metazoa; Arthropoda; Insecta; Diptera; Culicidae
Product: protein FAN-like
Exons: 8
Coding region: 392-3076 (894 amino acids)
Molecular function (GO): protein binding
Source: RefSeq, a predicted model, not a curated record
UCAUAUUGUAUUAAUCUUUGUGCAUGUACUGUGUCUGGGGGCACAAAACCAAAACAUUCAAGUAAGCCCCCCACUUAAUCGUGUCACUUUGAAAAAAAAAGGGAGCUGAAAAUUUUCAAUUGAGUGGGCGCUCCAAAUUAUACGAUGCACUCAGAGGUGAUUAGUGUCACUUAAACGCCCAAUCUAGCUAGGAAAACGUCGCAGAUUAUUUCUUGUGUUCAUGUCGUGUUGUGUCUAGCCAUACUAGUGUUGUUGGUGUUGUCGUGCUCCAAGUUCAGGUUCAUUGAUGAGCUGACUCUGCGAGGGGAAAGAACUCUGUGUGUGACUGACUGUCUGACCCGCAAUCAGAUCUAGAUCUAGACUUUCGCCGCACAUCACACCAUCACACGCAAUGGAAAAAGAAAGAUUCUCGCUGCUGCUGCUCGAGCCCGGCGAGAUUUACUUUGAGGACUUUUCCGUGGACCUGCUGCUCCAGCCUGAUGAUCAGCAGUCGCAGUCCAAGUCGUCGUCGUCGUCGUUCCAGUCUUCGCUGAUUGGACGGCUGAAGAUGUGCUCCAAGUCGGUGGUGUUUGAAGCGAAGGAUGACAUCCGACAGCCCCUCGUCAAAAUCGCCUACAAGGACUGUCUGCAGAUCCGGCGCUGGGAACCGACCCGGCUGGACACAAUGGAAUGUAAUGUGCUGGCGAUCGAGUGCAGCCACUACACGGAGAUGCUCAACGACAACGUCGUGCAGCCGUACCAGCAAAAGGACGGAAAGGUAUUCCUGUUUAACUUUCACUACGCCAAACUGGACGAUUACAUCCAGCAACUGUGCCAACUUCAUCGGGCUUCGACGCUGCACGCGUACGAGCAAAACAGCAUGAUUGCGACGAUCGUCUUUUCGCGCCACAAUAGGGUAAAGUUUAACCCGCUUUGGCUGGAGAACCUGUACGAAAAGAUCAUUUGCGAUUACCAAGUGGACGAGAUAAAUCCUCUUGUGGUGAAUCCCGGCCGGCUGCUGCUGACGAACGCGUUCGUUUACUUCCAGCCGUACAACAACAUUCAACGGUACCCCGUUGUGAAAAUCCGCCUGAAAACAAUCCAGAGCUUCACCAAGCGUCGCUUCCUGCUGCGCCACGUGGGCCUCGAGCUGCGAUGGUCCGAUGGCACCGACCAGCUGCUGUACGUGUCCUUCCGUAACCAGACCGUGCGGGACGAUUUCUACGCCAAAACAACCCAGCAGGAUGAUUUUUCCGUCGUGGAACAAAUCCCGGAAAGCAUCACGCUCAAAUGGCAAAACGGGUUGAUUUCCAACUACGACUACUUGCUGUAUCUGAACAGCUUGGCCGACCGGACGUACCAGGACUUGACCCAGUAUCCGGUGUUUCCGUGGGUGAUUUGCGAUUACACCUCGGAAGAGCUGGAUCUGGGCGAUCCGACAGUGUACCGUGACCUUACGAAACCGGUCGGCGCACUGAGCCAGGAGAGACUGCAAAGACUGAAGGAACGCUGCGAAGAGAUGGGCGACGAUCAGAAGUUUCUGUACGGGUCGCACUACUCGGCACCGGGGCUGGUUCUGUUCUAUCUGGUCCGGAAGUAUCCCAAGCUGAUGCUGUGCCUGCAGAAUGGGCGCUUCGACCAUCCGGAUCGCAUGUUCAACAAGGUGGAGGAUGUGUACAGCAACUGCAUGAUCAACAUGGCCGAUUUUAAGGAGCUGAUUCCGGAGUUUUAUGACACCGAAACGGGCGGGGACUUUCUGGUGAACAAGAUGAAGAUUAACUUCGGGGCGCGGUUCGACGGAACGCCGGUGAACCACGUGCAGCUGCCAAAGUGGGCGAAGGGUUCGCCGGAGAAGUUUGUCGGGAUGCUGCGGGAAGCGCUCGAGUCGGACUUUGUGUCCAGCAAUUUGCACCACUGGAUCGAUUUGAUAUUCGGGUACAAGCAGAGGGGCGAAGAAGCGCUGAAGGCGGAUAACUUGUUCUACCAUCUUUGCUACGAGGGGUCCGUCGACCUGGAUCAGAUCAAGGACCUGGCCGCACGACACGCCCUCGAGGUACAAAUCUCCGAGUUUGGCCAAAUCCCGAAGCAGCUCUUCCGCACGCCGCACGUGUCCAAGCUCCUCAAGGUGGACUCACCGCUGGCCCACUCCGGCGGCAGCCUGUCCAUAGACUGCGAACUGCUCGUCGAACUGGACGCGCAAUACUUUUCCCACAAGGACGAGAUCACGUCGCUGCUGUUGGACGAACCGACGGCGAAUAUCUUCACCAGCAGCAAGGACGGCACGUUCAAGUGCUACAACCUGGUCGAGCGGCGCCAGAUCCGGAGCGUUCAGAUCAGCGACAUGCCGCUGUGCGCGAUCCGGCUGACGAGUGCCAAGGCGGCCAUUCUGGGCUGCUGGGACAAUAGCAUAACAAUCUACAACCUGGAUUACGGGAAAGUCUCGCAAGUAGUUCCAGCCCAUGACGAUGCGGUUUCGUGCAUCUCCUGUGUUCAGGGAAGUAACCUCCUGGUGUCCGGCAGUUGGGACUGCAGCGUCAAAGUUUGGAACAACUUCCACAUUGAUGCAGUGAUCGGCUACCUUCCGCUGGAGGACAAGAUCGUCUGUCUGGACACGUUCAAGACCGAAGACUGUCUGAAGAUACUCGUCGGAAGCGCCAGCGGUGAACUGUUCCUGUGGCAACUGCAGAUAACCGACCAAAACCGCGCCGUAGACUCCGAGGAUCACCGGUUGAUCCUGCAGCAUCGGGACGGCGUUACGGUGGUUCGAUUCAACCGGUCCUGCUCGAUGAUCGUAAGUAGCGGUGAAGAUCGCAUGUUCAACAUCGUAGACAUCGAGACGGGGAUGGUGAUUUUCAAGCGCGAAAUGCCGGCCGUUGUGAGUGCACUCUGCUGGGCCAAGGACGACAAGUAUCUGCUGAUGGGCGAUCGCGCUGGAGUGCUGUACGUGUGGAAUAUGCUCGAGGGCAUGAUCCAGAAAGAGAUUCGAGUACAUGCAGAUUGCAUUUACGGUGUCGGUUGCUCGCGCGAUGGCCAAAUCAUAACCAGUGGCAAAGAUGACCGGGACUAUUGUGUCAAAAUAUGGAAGAGUAAUUUGUAAGCUGUGUGGCGUAAGUAAGUUUUUCAAAGCAUUUUUUAAACUUUCCCAGUUUCUAAACAAACAAACAAAAGUUGGUCUUCGUGCGAAAAAAAACACACACACAAAAAAAGUCUGCCCGCUUUGUGGAGCGUCUAUUUAUUCGUGAUAUAUAUUUUUAAUGAAAUCGUUUUUUCCGUGUUAAAUUUUUACUACCUCUUUUACGUUUCGAGCAAUAAAAUUGAAUCUCGUUCAUCUGUUUAUCGUGA